Molecule: messenger RNA, 1840 nt
Organism: Stegodyphus dumicola
Lineage: Eukaryota; Metazoa; Arthropoda; Arachnida; Araneae; Eresidae
Biological process (GO): septate junction assembly; establishment of glial blood-brain barrier; regulation of tube length, open tracheal system
Cellular component (GO): plasma membrane
Source: RefSeq, a predicted model, not a curated record
UGCGUUAAGAUGUCGACUGUAUGCCCGUAGUGAACCUACGAAUCACUCAGUGGGAGUUUAGUCCUAGACGUGACUCGAAACCACAGUUUUCUUGGAAAUGAUUAUUGCAUUGAUUAUACAACCCGGUUUCCGGUUCUGCGUACGUUUUACCUUCUGAGUAUAUUUCUGUUUUUAUAUUUGACGAAACAUUUGUGUUCGCCAUGUCUACUACAUUAUCCUCGACGCACGAUUUACUUAGCAAACGAAGCUGGAUGAAACGCCGGCCGUUGCUAAGAAACGCCCUGUUUACAGAUCUCCAGAAUGGCAGCUAUAUAGCUUCUAUUUACACUCUAGUUCAAAGUAUUAUAACUCAGAUUCUAUCUGUGUUUGACCUUUACGUUCUCAUUGAAGCCAGUCCUGGCUCGACACAUUAUAGAUAUUUUGGAAUCAACUUUAUGUUUGUGUAUAGUGGGAAUAAACAUGUGAGAAAUUCCUUAAUAUUAUGCUCAAUUAUUUCAUUUGCAUUGGCAGUAUAUAUGCUCGUGGUGUCUGUGAUACUGAUGAGAGCUCUUCGAAAGGAAAUAGAGCAGAGGUUCAAGCCAUGGUUGAUAGCUGCUACAGUUUUUACAUCUUGGAGUUUCUUUUCUAUAAUUUUCAGGUCUAUAGCAAACGAUUUGUAUUAUGAGUACCAUCAAGCAAUGCUGAUUAUAUGGACUGUAAUGCUAAUUUGCAAUGUAAGUUAUCAGUAUUUUUUAUCCUUGUUUGUUUACUCAAAUUUCCAGGAGUUAACAGAUAUAACUAGGCUUGAAGAUAUGGCCAGACUAAAGAUGGGAACUAUGAGCAGUCUGAAUACAACAUCUCACAGUUUAUCCCAUUAUUCUGUGAAUAUGCUAGGAGGUGUUCAGUCACGAGCUUCUACGCCUCAUGGCUCAACGUUUGCUGCAGUGUAAAACUAUUAUACAUUAUAAGUGUCUUUGUUGAGGCCAAUAACCAAAGACAAAUUUCAUUUACUGCAGCUGUCCAUCUCUAGUUUUUAUAUAUUUUUUACAUAUUUUUUGGCCUUAUUUUUAUUACUUUUUAUGUCUUGUUUUUAUGUCAAAAAUCUGUCUUUGUAUUUGAAUGUGAGCUGAAUUUUAGUUAUUGUCAUAUGUAUUGCAUUAUACCUAUUUCAUAUCCGUCCAGUUUAUGUAUUCUGUUAUAUGUGUAUGUGAUAGAAUUCAAAUAUGGUGUGUAUGUGUGUUGUGUCUGUACAUGUCUGUUGUACAUGAUAUGCAUAAAUACUAUGGAAAGAAAUAAAAAAGUGUAUGCUAAAUUUUUCUAAUUUUUAUUGCAAGAUUUUGUUUCACCAUCCUUCCAGUAUAUCUCAAAGAUUUUUCUGAUGAAGUAUACAUUUCACAUUUUUGACAAACAACAUUUAGAAACAUUCAAAAUGAAAAUCUAAGUAUUUUAUGUAAGAUAUUUUUUAAAUGCUAAAUUAUAUUCCAUUUGUCAAUGCAUCAUCGUGUGGGAAGGUUUUAUGAUCAAUUGUUAAGAUAUCAGAAUUAAAGCAUUUUAUAUCUGAUAGAGAGAAUGUCAGAUAAAAUGUGUCCUUUUGUUAUGAAGCAUUUCCGCUAAUCCUUCUAAUUGCUAAUCAAUUGAUAAACUAAUUAUCAAUACAAAUACCAAUGUAUUAAGUUGUCACGUCACUACUCUUGUAAGCAGAUUCACAGAAAGUCUUCUACACAGUUACUUUACAUAAAUAAAUAGCAGCCAAUUAGUAUGGAACAUAAUUUUUUACAAUCAUGAAUGCUUGUCUUAUUUAUGUAAUAGUAUGUAAAAGUUAUUUUAGAAAUGGUAAAUAAAGGAAAUUUUUCAUCAUGAA